AAGAUAUCAAAGCAGGGUAUUUUGUUCAAGUAUGCACGAAAACGAACCGGUUUACGUAGUUGAUAUGAAUAAGGAGGUUCAACGAGCAAAGUGGUUUAAAGAAGAUUUAGAAAAAUCAGGAUGGAGAAUGGUCUUUACAAAACCAGGAGAAACGUUUUGGAUAAAAACAAUUUUGGCAGAAAAAAUAAAAACAAAGAUUCUCUAUAAACUUACCUUGCCAAUGCCAGGAGAAAUGUUUGCAAUGUUGUUACAUCCUGAAAACUUGGAGACACGACGUGAAUGGGAUCACGCUUUUAAAGACCAUAAAAUGUUAGAAAAACUUCCUAACGGCGGGUAUAUAACAUACACUAGAGCAAUUUUACCAUGGCCUCUUGCCGAUCGCGAUUUCGUUUUUUUUGUUCCUCCUGCCGAAGAAAUUGAUUGGUAUGGAAAAAAAUCCCUUUUUCUUGUACAGAAGAAUGCAAUACACGAACAAAAACCAAUAGAGCAAGAUGCAGUACGAGCGACAAAUGGAGGAGAUUUUUGUGUUAUCACUCCAGACAUUAAUCAGCCACAUGAUAAAUGCGAAAUUUUUGGUCUUUCAAACAAUAGUUAUAAUGGAAGUAUUCCCGAUUGCGCUACAAAGUGCGUGGUUGCAAACUCUGUUCCUCAAUUAUUGGAUACGUUAAUAAGCAAUAUGAUAACUAAGUAUAAUCAACAGAUUAAUCAUAAAUAAAUGUUUUGUUUUUUUGUAGUAGUAAUUUAUAGAAUAAAGUUUGAUGAACUUUCUUUUUUUACUAAUAAACUGUUAAUUUCUUAACACACAAGUUGUUUAUCAUAAUUUUUAUCAAGUGCAUCGUGAUACUAUAUUAUAAUAUUAUUAUUGUUUUACACAGAAACUGUAAAAAAAGUAUAAUUCUUUUUUAUAUUUCGUCCAUUUUCCUACUCUACUCCUACCCCAUUUCAAACAUAGAUUUUUUUUGAAAUCGUUUUCUUGUUGCUUAUGUUAUUUUUCUAAUUUAUGGAUUGUUAUUAUUUUUUAACAAAUUAGACAGAAUAGACAACGGA
Hydra vulgaris (swiftwater hydra) is the source of this 1047-nucleotide messenger RNA. NCBI's taxonomy places the organism in Eukaryota, Metazoa, Cnidaria, Hydrozoa, Anthoathecata, Hydridae. The record is from RefSeq and is a predicted model, not a curated record.